Molecule: messenger RNA, 1042 nt
Organism: Ziziphus jujuba (common jujube)
Lineage: Eukaryota; Viridiplantae; Streptophyta; Magnoliopsida; Rosales; Rhamnaceae
Product: expansin-like B1
Exons: 4
Coding region: 75-827 (250 amino acids)
Biological process (GO): sexual reproduction
Cellular component (GO): extracellular region
Source: RefSeq, a predicted model, not a curated record
CCUUUCUCUACUCUUUUAUAGCUCAGCUUUCUUUGUCUACCUUUCAUUUUGUUUUCUUGGAAAUACUUGUCAAAAUGGGGUUUAUAAUAGAAAAACAAAUGGUUUUUCUUGGUCUUGUGGUUCUCUUUCCUUUACUUUGUACCUCUAUGAACACCUUUACGAGCUCCAGAGCAACCUAUUAUGGUAGCCAUGAUGGCUAUGGAACUUCAAGUGGUGCCUGUGGGUUUGGAGAAUAUGGAAGGACUGUCAAUUAUGGCAAUGUUGCAGGAGUUUCUAGGCUGUACAGGAAUGGAACUGGCUGUGGUGCUUGUUAUCAGGUUAGGUGCACAAAUCCUCAAUAUUGCACUCGUGGUGGGGUGAACAUAGUGGUGACUGACUAUGGUGAAGGAGACAGAACAGAUUUCAUCCUCAGCACAAAAGCGUACACAAAGUUGGCAAAGCCAAACUUGGCCCAGGAGUUGUUGGCUCAUGGUGUUGUUGAUGUCGAAUACAAAAGGAUCUCUUGCAAGUACUAUGGUUACAAUCUCAUGUUCAAGGUCCAUGAGCAUAGUAGAUAUCCAGAAUACUUGGCCAUAAUCAUUCUAUACGCAGCAGGACAAAAUGACAUCACAGCCGUGGAGUUGGGGCAGGAGGAUGACGAUGAAUGGAGGCCUAUGAGAAGAGCCUGGGGGGCAGUAUUUGACAUGCCUAACCCACCAGAAGGUUCUAUAGACUUGAAGUUCCAAGUGAAAGGAAGUAAUGGCCAUGACUGGGUCCAGUCUAACAAUGCCAUCCCUAGUAAUUGGAAAGCUGGUGGUGUCUAUGAUUCAACCAUUCAGCUUAAUUAGAUGGAGUUUAGUGUGUGUGUGUGUGUGUAUGUGUGUGUGUAUGUAUGUAUUUAUAUAUAUAUAUAUAUAUAUAUAUAUACCAUGUUUUCAGUUGCUUGUGUUUGGUAUGCUAUAUAGUGUGGUAGAGUUGGGUGCAGUUCCUCUACUGCCUUUGCUCAAAAAAUAAUUAGAUUUGUGCUUUCAUAUAGUAACGAAAGUUCCAAAUCUUUGGAUCU